AACUGACAUGGUGARACGAAGCACUUUUUCUGGUUUAACAAAGAAGGAGAAUCAAAGACAAUAAAAUGAGGAUUUUCUGAUAAAAGGCAUGAAGCUUAUUUGUUGCCUUAUUAUCUGGAUACUUGCAGAUGGGGGACAUGGGUCAAGAAGCCCUGAAAAGCUCACAAAAUUCGCAGAGCAGAUCACCAAUUCCAAGAAAAAUAAUCAAAGAAGUAUCUAUCCUUUGCCAAACCAAUGGAGACGAAAACUUACUUUAGAGAACAUACUUCAUAAARCAAAGAACCGUUUCAAAAAUACUUUUGAUAAACAAUUGAAAAGAAAGGAUUUUCUUCCACUACUGGCCAGGAAACGCAAARGUGUUUUGCCUGGACAUGGGUCUUGCUACCCGAAGAUUGACAUAGCAUUUAUCCUGGGUGGAUGUGGSMAGCCACUGUUUCAUCCUUGCAAGUUUGUCGCAAAAAGAAUCCUAGAAGAGUUAGAUCAUCGCCAAACUGAUGUGCAUUUUGGAGUGGUUCUAUUUUCCAAAAGAGCAAAGAAUGUUAUUGGUUUUAGCCAAAACCAAAAUGUCAUUGAUKCCAUAAAAGAGCUAGACUCUUUUAAGUACACAGAAAAGCAAGUCCAUAYAGAUGUCAAUGCCGGAAAUGCAAUAAAACUUGCAGAAGGAUUGUUAAAAAAAGCACGACCAAAYGCCAAAAAAGUUGUUGUGUUUGUUACUGGAGGAAAAUCCAAAGAUGACAUCGUCGUACCUUCCACUAGAUUGAAGAAGUCUGGAAUCGACGUUUAUGGAAUUGGUUUGGGCGAUAGUUACGAGAAAAGUCAGUUAGAUGUGAUAUCCAGUUCACCACAAUUUGUGUAYAAAUUAGGGGCGGACACGUCAAGUCUUGUCAGCGACAGAAUUGUUAAUGCUUACUGUCGGCACGAUAAGGAUGAACAAAUGAGCAACCAAGUUGACACUUACCUAAGCCAUGCUGGCGACUCGUCCAUGUAUCUUAAUUCUUUUCCUGGAGUUGAUAACGCGUUACCACCAUGGGAUUUUGGAAGUAUGGAUUCAUGGCAAGCUGCUCUUGAAAAUGGCGKCAAUCAACAAAAUUAUGGCGCAUCAUUUCAAGAUCCUGUCCAAAAUCCUUUUUACGAUYAUGUCGACGCAUCAAACAAUAUUCAACAUGAAAACAAAGAAAUAUCAACUYUACCAAGUGGUGACAGUUUUCACAACAAAGAUGUCGAMCUUCAAAACAAAGAAAACGCAGUUUUGAAUAAAAUGAAUAAUUCUUCUGCUAUGGAAGAUCAUUCGGGUAAAGAAUCAGCGCCUGAACAUUCUCUAGAAGCAAUUAAUUUGUCAAGUGUCAAAAAUGUAAACGAUCAAAGUGUAGAUAUCAAACAUCUACACGAUUUUGGUAAUUAUCAAGAUGAAGUGAAUAAUGUAGGCGUUAUUAAAAACCAAGGAAAUACCGGAGGGAAUARCAUCCAAAGUAAUAUGAGUGGCAUGACCGGAAACGCUCAAUCGACAAGCAGYGGAAAUACUGGAAAUUAUCAACCCUCGUMUUCACUUAGCAAUUCAAAUAAUCAACCUUCUUCUGGAGGUAAUACUGGAAAUGCCCAGCCUGUUUUCUCUGGAAAUUCCGGAAAUUACCAGCCUUCCACGGGAAGUAAUGCUGGCGUUAACCAACCUUCCUUUACAGAAAAUUCUGGCAAUAACCAGCCUUCAUCUGGAAGUAAUGUUGGCAAUAGUCAACCUUCAUCAGCUGGAAGUCCUGGAAAUAACCAGCCUUCUUCUGGAGGUAAUUCUGGCGUURACCAACCUUCCUACACAGGAAAUUCUGGUAAUAACCAGCCUUCAUCUGGAAGUAAUGUUGGCAAUAGUCAACCUUCAUCAGCUGGAAGUUCUGGAAAUAACCAGCCUUCAUCUGGAGGUUAUGUUGGCAAUAGUCAACCUUUGUCAACUGGAAGUUCUGGAAAUAGCCAGGUUUCACCUGGAAGUGGUAAUGGCAUUAGCCAACCUUCUUUAGUAGGGAUACCUGGAAAUAUGCAGCCUUCGUAUAUGGGAAACACAGGGGGCAAUCAGCUAAGUUCAGGAGGGAAUUCUCCAAACACUCAAACAACUGGAGGAAAUAGCGGAAAUAAUCAACCCGUGGCUAACACAGGAGGACWAGCAAAUAAUCAGCAAAACUUUGGAAGUACUGGAAAUACCCCAACAAACUCAGGAGGAAAUUCAGGGAAUAACCAGGCUAAUGUAGUUGGAAGUACCGGAAAUAUUCAACCUAACAUUGGGGGAAAUGGAAAUACGAAUAACAAUAAUCAACAAAAUUUUGGAAAUUUCCAGGGAAAUAGUGGAGGUAGCAUGGUAUUGCCAGUUACAAUGAUGGUACAAUUACCGAUSCAAAAUCCUUCACAAACAAGUCAACAAAAUAAUCCCCAAAGCCAACCAAAUAGCAGUAGUAGCAAUCCUAAUUCAGAGGGGAAUCAGCAUAGCAAUCCUGUCACCACACCAAACUUUGGAGGGCAACAGCCAAGUAGUGGUGAAAACAAAGCUAGCAGCGGUGGAAGCCAGCCAAACAGUGGAAGGACCCAACCUAACACAGUAGGGAGUCAGCCAAUCAGUGGAGGAAAUAAACCUGGUGGCGGGGGRAAUCAGCCAAACCAGGGAGGGAGCCUGCCUAAUAAUGGAGGAAGUUCAUCCAAUGGUAGUAGCACGAACAGUGUUUCUAAACCAUCAUUGUACAACUCUACCUACACCAGCAGCCACACCAUCAACUGUACCAACUACAUCGCCACUAAAACCUUUACAAAAGCCAAAAGUGGUGCCAUUGAUAACUUUUCCAGGUUUUCCUGUCCCGGUUCCGAUUCCACUACCUCGACCUUCAUUGGAAGGCCGCCCUCCACCACUAAUAGGCGCUCAUUUUGGACAAAAAUUUAA
This is a messenger RNA of Exaiptasia diaphana, 2914 nucleotides long. RefSeq lists its product as uncharacterized. The transcript has 7 exons. The record is from RefSeq and is a predicted model, not a curated record. Bases 89 to 2914 code for a protein of 941 amino acids. NCBI's taxonomy places the organism in Eukaryota, Metazoa, Cnidaria, Anthozoa, Actiniaria, Aiptasiidae.